UACUUCUCCUCUUUAAAGCCUUUUAUAAGUUCCCACUCCCACUCUACUUCCUCAACUCUCUCUUCCCCAUUCAACCCAAGAUAGAUAGAGAGAGAGAGGGGAACUAGAGAGAGAAAGCAACAGGCAGAGUGGGUACCAACUACUGAAAGCUUGAUUAAUCUGUGAUCGAUCUGUUGUUGAACAAUCAAUGAGUAUGGAGAAGCAUAAAUGUAAGCUCUGUUCAAGGAUAUUCACAAGUGGUAAAGCUAUGGGUGGUCACAUGAGGUCCCAUUUGAGGACUCUCCCACUUCCACCAAAAACUCCGCCGCAGAAACAGGAUUCCGGUGGAGGCGGAGGCCGGAGCGAGUCAACUCUGUCGCUCUAUUCGUUGAAAGAAGAAGAAGAUGGGGAGGAAAUCGGGGAAGAGAAACAUUUGGGUUAUGGGUUAAGAGAGAAUCCGAAGAAGAGUUCAAGGAUUGUAGAUCCUGAGUUUUUGGAUGCUGGGUCAGUUGUACAUGACAGGGAUCAAAGUGAAACGGAGUCAACAAAGAAGCCAACUCGGAGGAGAUCUAAGAGAACUCGAAGAAUGUUUGUAUCAGAUGAAGCUGCUGUUGAUGAUCAUCCAGAGGUGAAAAAAGAGAAAUCAGCUGAAUUUGAACCUGUAAGUUCGUUUUCCGAUACUUCCCCUGAAGAAGACAUUGCUGUUUGUCUAAUGAUGCUUUCUAAAGAUGUCUGGAGAAAUUCGAAAUUUAGGGAUCAAAAUUCUAAGGAGAAGUACCAAUGUGAGAUUUGUAACAAAGUGUUGAAAUCAUCUCAAGCUUUAGGAAGUCACAAGACGAUCCACAAGAAGAACAAUUCUGAAGAACAGAACCAGGGUAAGUCGAGGGAAUUGAGAUUGAAGAAUGUGGAUGAGAAAUUGCAUGAAUGUCCAUUUUGUGGAAAAAUAUUUGGGUCAGGACAAGCACUUGGUGGACACAAAAGAACACAUAUAUUGAGUUCAUCGAUCACUGCUUCUUCUUCAUCAAAAGUUGGUGAUAGCUUAAUGGAUUCAAGUUCUGCUAAAUUCCCAUUUGGGUUUAUAGAUCUUAACAUGCCUGCUCCAAUGGAAGAUGAAGAUUUUAGCCAUUAGAAAAAGCAGAGCGAAGAUUAUGGGAGGUCAAAGUUGUCACUCUCAUUUUCUUUUCUUGUUUUGUUUUUACUUUCCAUUAGUAUUAACUUUGUUCGAAUGGGUUCUGCUUGAUAUAGAAAAAAAAAUAUUGAAUUUUGAUCCA
This is a messenger RNA of Solanum lycopersicum (tomato), 1250 nucleotides long. RefSeq names its product zinc finger protein ZAT1. NCBI's taxonomy places the organism in Eukaryota, Viridiplantae, Streptophyta, Magnoliopsida, Solanales, Solanaceae. The record is from RefSeq and is a predicted model, not a curated record. Gene Ontology annotation, biological process: regulation of DNA-templated transcription.